This is a messenger RNA of Notolabrus celidotus (New Zealand spotty), 4614 nucleotides long. It is a transcript of the gene mideasa, whose product is annotated as mitotic deacetylase associated SANT domain protein a. Bases 785 to 3979 code for a protein of 1064 amino acids. Lineage: Eukaryota; Metazoa; Chordata; Actinopteri; Labriformes; Labridae. Gene Ontology annotation, biological process: regulation of transcription by RNA polymerase II; negative regulation of DNA-templated transcription. Gene Ontology annotation, cellular component: histone deacetylase complex; transcription regulator complex. The transcript has 13 exons. Gene Ontology annotation, molecular function: transcription corepressor activity. The record is from RefSeq and is a predicted model, not a curated record.
AACAGGAUGUGAGUUGAGCUGUUUUGGGGUGAGGCGCUGCGUUCAGGGGCGCACAACUUUCUGUGUGUUUGCGCAGUUUCGCAGUUAGUCACACAAUCUGGAUGUACCUCAAUACAGAUUUCAAACCCGUGUGGCUCUGCGUGGGAGUGUGGAGAUCUACGAAACCAGCAGAGCAGGCUGCUGCAGGGCGCAGUUCCCACACUGUCACCGUCUCAUGUGUGGUUUAGCCGCUGAUGCGGGGAGAAAGUUGUGGACAUGUUUUCCUGAAGUGCACAGUUUUACUGAUCCACCGUGCAACAUUACAACUCCAGUGUUCAUGAGCCUCUCCAGCCUGUUCUGACUUUGGAUUAUGUUUGGGUUGGACUGUACUCUUGCUCGUUCGCCAUAUUGCGCGCUGUGAAACUCGGAGGAAAGUUGUCAGAGUUAUGACAUUUGCUGCGCACAAUCCCUUCAUGGAGCUGCAUGCAGUCGACUUUGAUCGAAACCAAAGUGACUCCAUGGAGCCAGCCAUGGAGAGCUCUGUGCACCCUUGAUCAGGUCCGGCUUCAUAGAGAAGUGGAAGAGAAGAAUGGACAGAAAAGCUCAGAUUUGAUUCAAGAAGGAGGGUUGCAUGCUCCCCACCCUGCACUUUCCUCUGGGAUUUAUAUUUCCUCCCAAAUACCUCCUGUAUAAACAAUUAAACAAAGAGUUCCUCAGCCACAGACACACUAACUCUGUUUUGCACAUUUGGAAAUCAAGAUUGAGAGCUCUGUCUCCAAUGUUUUUGUACUUUUAAAACAUUACUAUGAGUCUUCCACCUCAAGGGAACACGGACAAGAGCGGCAAGCAUCGAGGUGCAGCCAUGAAAGAGCCUGUGCAGCACUCAGGGGAGGUUUAUUAUGGCAUGGGACCUCCAACUUUAGAGGCUAGUAAUUCUGCCAGCAGCUCUGGUGUUUAUAACCAAGAGAAAGGGGCCCAAAGUCUGCCACACUAUCAACAGGCUGCCCCCGUAAAGUGGAUGCACCAGGACUCUGUGCAGGCCCCAGGCUGGUCACAGGAAGCCCCAGUGCCAGCCUGGGGGCAGAACUUUGGCCCCUACAUGAGCGGAGUUAACGUCAGGGGUCAAAUGGCAUUCCACAAAGGGGUCCAUGAGGGCGUAGCUCUGCCAUUGGGGGGAGAAAAUCAGCUGCCGGGACCGGUGGAGGCCUACAGGGAUGCUACACAGGCUCCAGUUCAGGGGAGGGGGCACGAGUGGGAGCAGCAUGCUGCCAUGCAUCAGGCUCAGCUGCAAGCAUACCAACAAGCACACAAAGGUGUGGAGCUGCAAGGUCAGCCCCAUGUGGCCCCUCACUCUCUGCAGGGGUCCAUGCUGCAACCUUUUCAGGCAACUUUCAGGCCCAGCAAGCAACAGUUUCCACCUCGUCAUUACCCAGUUUUUCCUGGCAACAAGACAGUGCCAGGCCUGGCAUACAGCGAGCAACCCAAAACUCAGCAACGUCUGCUGCAACAGAUGCGGCAGCAACAAAUACAUCAUCAUCACCAGCAACAGCAGCAGCAGCAGCAGCAGCAACAACAACAACAACAGCAACAACAACAACAACAACAACAACAGCAGCUGUUUCAACAGCAUCAGCUUCAGUUGCAACAGCAACAAAUGCAGCAACACCAACAACAGCAUCAACUCCAACAGCAUCAAAUGCAACAGCAACAACUGAAGCAAAUGCAGCAACAGUAUCACCAGCAACAGCAGCAGGAGCGGCAGCAACAACUUCAGCAAAUGCAGCAGCAGCAAAUGCAACAAAAUGCACCACAGCAAGAAACAGCACAACUUCAAGUGCAACCAAAACAGCAAGAAACCCAAAAUAUUGUGACUCCUCCACCACCUGAGCCUCGUCCUCCUGAUGCUAAAAAAGAAGAUGCAAUAUCAGCUGAGCAGCAGGAGCCAGAAGCUAAAACCAGUGAUGCAACAUCCAGACCUGAUCCAGGCCCUGAAAAUGUUCCAGCAAAUCCUGCAGAGCCCUCAAAUGCACAACAGUCUGCACCACGGCGAUCUCGUCGCUUGUCCAGAGAUGGACAGUCCCCAUUAGGUCCCCCUUCCACAAACCUGUGGACUCAAGCAUCCAAAGAGCCUCAACUGUCACAAAACGGAGUGAAAGGAGGAGAAAGCCAAGUGCCAACAGGAGGAGUCAUCCAGAUCACCAGCCGGAGGAGGAGAGCAUCCAAGGAGAUCAACCUGGAGACUCUGGCCCAGAAGGCGUCAGAAAUGGAGCCUGCGAAAAUGGCUAAGGUGGACAGUCCUUCAGGCAGACAGGCCAACAUGGUUCCUCUGGUCAUCCCUGUGUCUGUGCCGGUUCACAAGACUCACACAGACCCUCAGGGUGGCUGGCCUCAGGGAAGACUAGGUCCAGGUGAUCGGCCUGCUGGACAGUCUGAUAGGAAACCUUCUGUCAUUGUGGCUCGACGGCGAUCACUCAGGAGCACCAUGAAUGAGAGCUUUGGCCAGGAUGGAGAGGAUCAGGGUCUAGAUGAAGAUGGAAAAUCCAAACUCAAGCGCCGACCUCGUCCUGAGCCUCUAAUCAUCCCUCCGCACAAACCCGCCACCUUCAUCCCUCCAUCCCUCUACCCUAGCAUCACCUCCUACCAGAGCAACCUGCGUUCCCCUGUUCGCCUGCCAGAUAAUCCCCUCACCCUGCCCCCGUACACACCUCCACCCAUCCUGUCUCCUGUACGUGAGGGGUCUGGACUCUACUUCUCUACCUUCCUGACCAAUAUCGCAAGCAACCAAAUCCUGCCCCCACCGGCUACGCCCAAGUCCGCUUCACGAAGUCUUUUGCGCUCCACAAGUUCCGAUAUAACUCCUCCUGUUCUUCCAAUGAUAUCUGAUGUUACACCUGUUAGCCUUGAACCGCGUAUCAACAUCGGGCUGAAGUACCAGGCAGAAAUUCCUGAGGUGCAGGAUCAACUUUCCUCACAGUUAGACCAGCACAAGGCCAAUGUGGUCUGGCUCCCUCUGGACGAGUCCAAGCUCAAACCUGGUGAUCAAGAGAGGGUGGAUGAUUUGAUGAACAUGGCUUGCUCCAGUGUGCUCAGAGGAGGAGGAACCAAUCAGGAGAUGGUGUUACACUGUUUACAUGAAUGUGGAGGUGACAUCCUGGUAACGCUUGCACGUUUGAUGCACCAGGACCCAGUUUUCCCCAGAGGCCAUGACCUGGCAGGUUAUCACUACUCAGGCUCCGACUGCUGGACUGCAGAGGAGAAGCACUACUUCAAUAAGGGGAUCUCUGCCUACAGAAAGGACUUCAUUAUGGUGCAGAAACUGGUGCGAACCAAGACUGUGGCUCAGUGUGUGGAGUUUUACUACACGUACAAGAAGCAGGUAAAGAUUGGACGCAACGGGAUCUUGACAUUUGGACCCCCGGAUUCCCCAGUGGAGAAGUACACAGAGGCUGUGGUGGAUGUUAAGGGUUCACAGCAGGUCAAACUGACUCAAGCAGAGGCUGAUGGAGAUGACAAGAGAGUGGUUACCUAUGACAUGGAUAGCAGCCAUCAGGCCAGGGUGGCUCAGUCACUACAGGCUCAUGACUAUGCGGGGCCGAUGGUGAUCAAAGAGGAGACGGUGAACAGAGACCCUUACCCCACAGCAGUACCUCACAGGCCUCGAGCUGAGCCUGCAGCCAAGAAGCCAAGGGCACCGGCAAAGCCUCCAACGGAUCCUGAUGCAGUAUUUCCAUGCAAGAAAUGUGGCAGGGUGUUUCACAAAGUGAAGAGUCGUAGCGCUCACAUGAAGAGUCAUGCUGAGCAGGAGAAGAAGGCUGCGGCGCUACGUCUCAAGGAGGAAGAGGAGCAGGCAGCAGCUGAAGCUCGAGCCAGGAAGAUGGCGGCAGCGACAGCGGCUGCUCUUCAGAGAGGAAAUGGGAACGGAGUGACGGAGCAGGCGGAGGUCAGCAGCCAGGAAGACUCAUCGGAGGGCGAGGAUGAUGACGAUGAAGACUGGCACUGAGAGACCCGUAGCAGACAUUAUGAGAUGGACUGGUGGGGAAACAGAAGAUAAAGAUGGAGAUAUUCUGCCCCACAGAGAGAAGAAUUAAAAGAAGAAAAAGUCUUCCUGUUAGCCUUCACACUCCUUCACAUUUGUAUCUUUUAUAUACUGAGAGGAAGUUUAUUUUUUUGUAAAUGCACUUCAACUGUUUGCUUCUGCUUUUGCCUUUAUUGCCUUUUAUAUCCUUUAUUUAAUUGAUUAUAUGUCAAAACAGAACACACUUUCAUCGCUCGGACCUAGUGGUGAUGUGAUAUUUCAUAAGCGAAUCAGGAAGCCAAUCAAAAAAAAGAUCAAAGCAAAUCUUUCACUUUAUAGAGGUGGUCCUUUUUAAAAAGAAAAAAAGAGUCUAAAUAAGAGCUUGUAUUCAAAAAGGAAAAUACUGUGCAGAUUUCCAUCACAUUCACAGGUUGGUCAUACACUUAUUUUUUACAACUAAGGGAUGUUUUUGAAAUGAAAAUGUACAAAAAAGUAUAUAUGAGAUUGCCUUAUAUUUAUGAUGCUGCAUUUUGCAAUGAUUUAGGUAAUAUAAAAACUAAUCAAUGUCAGCUGCAAUAUGACUUGUGAAUUGAGAAGUCUAUUAAAAUCUUUACUGUUCA